Molecule: messenger RNA, 2100 nt
Organism: Colletes gigas
Lineage: Eukaryota; Metazoa; Arthropoda; Insecta; Hymenoptera; Colletidae
Product: Golgi membrane protein 1-like
Exons: 6
Coding region: 993-1811 (272 amino acids)
Source: RefSeq, a predicted model, not a curated record
UUCCCUUCGAGUGUUCGAGUCAAAACAGUACGCGUAAUGUCGUUAAUAUAAAAGAUUAACGUUAAUAUUAUUACUGUUUAAAGAUGCAUGUUGUAUCUGUUGUAUUCGGUAUUGAAGGUGCUCAGAACCUGCAAAAUAUUAUCGCACGUAAUUCACGAGACAAUAAUGCAUCGCGAUACGUUAACGGAGUAGCAAGUGAAUCUUCCCACUGCCGGAUGCAAGACGACACCGCAAGAGCUUUAUAAAUUUUCAAGUAUAAGGAUAAAGAUAAAACAGUGCCCUGUAGGAGCCGUACCUACUGUCUGUGUAUGUACCCGAUGGUCUGUCAACCACUGAUCUCUAUAUACUCUGUACAUAAAGAUCAGUGCUGUCAACUCGUUAAUGAAUAUGUGCCUACAUACGCGUGUAAAAUGUGUACAUGCAGUCCUAUCAGGUUAUGUCUAUAUGUAUAUGCGUCUAAUGCGUGUGUGUGAAUGCCGUGGUUAGUCGACACCAGUAGUCACUGUCAGUUAUCCCAGCGCGAGGAAUGCACCGCAUUGAUUUUUAAACCGUUUUAACGCUAAUGUCGCAAUUACUAAUAAAUAAUCGAAAUAAUUUGGUACGCGUUAAGGAUCCCGACCCGUUGAUACGUGCCGUGGCUUCGUAUUUAUCGUGAUAAAAUGUAUUUACACAGCUGUCAGUACCGGUAGUGUGUAUCAGAAUACGCCCACGACACGUUAUGCACGUUUUCUUUCGUUGAAGUAGCGCGAAGGUUGUUUCAAAAGGAAGCUGCUUCCUGGAAGAAGGCUGAAACCGAGUGCUGUUCUUUUCAUUCGUUCGAGUUAAUCGCCAGUAAUGAACCGUUACAGUUGAUAAAAUUACGUUAUCGCUUCGGUGCUUUUUUUCUUCAAUUAGAAUACGAGUGACACGGAGCAAGAAUCGAUUUUUCAUUACACGUGCAAAACAACGAAACACAUGUGCAUCUGAUAAAUACAGGAUACAAUAAAUAAGGAAUGGGAAUUGACAGUAUGAGAGUCGGAGGAGGACGAUGUCCUCCCCUCCUUGUCGGAGGACUUCUUGUCGCUUGUUUAAUGUUGAUUUGCAACUGGUGGACCUUAUCCACGGAAAAUAUCGAACUAGUUAGACAAAUUGACGAAUUGAACGAACAACUUAAAAUCAGUGCCGAAGAAAGAGAUCAAUGUGUCACGUUACGUGGAAACCUACAGCAGAGGUAUAAAAAUGCAGAGGAUGAAUUAGCAUCCCUGCACGUACGUUUAGAUCAACAAACAGAUCUGAAGAAGAAGAAUGAAGAAUUAGAAGAUUCUGUUACUAUGUGCAAAAGUGAAUUGGAUUCAUUGAAUAAAUUAGAUGCUACCAAAACUGCAACAUUAAAAACCUUAAGACUGGAAAAAGACACUUUUAAUACACAGUUAGAUGUAAAGCAAGAUGAAAAUAAAAAGUUGCAGGAUGAAAUAGAUCAGCUGAAGGAUGAACUUGAUAAGCUCAAACUUACCUGCAAUAAAACUCCAGAGAAGAAAAUGAAUGUUGCUCAGCAAUCUACAAGAACACUCAUUAACAAGACUCAGUUGGGUCCUCUUCCGGAGGCAGCUGUAAGAGUAUCUGUAGCUGGUCAACGUGGUUUGAAGUAUCAUGGAACUCCAGUUCUUCCAACAGACCCACCUGGCGCUGUGCGCCUAAGUCCUCGCCUCUCAGUUACAAUGCUGAAAGCUGAAGUAAAUCCAAAACAACAAAACAAUGUCACUUCGAAUGACGACGGUGAGGACAGUCCAAAAAUAAAAAAUCGGAGUACAGGGGUAACUACAAAAGAAUAAACAAGGGAAUACAGGAUCCAUGGAUGGCAACGUAGUAGAAACUGAAAGAGAUCGGGAAAUGAAAGCAGAAACAACUGGUAACUAAUAAUAAAUGAUAGAAUUAUAACUUUCCAUAAUCUGUUUGAAAAUAAUCCAAAUUUUAAGUCUUUUAUAAUUUGGUAACUUGAAUCAAAAUACUCGUAAAAUUACACGGAAGAAGAAAGAACUUCAAAGCUAAGUGCCAAUAUAUUCUAUUUAUACAAUGUAGGAUUUAUAUACAUACAUAUUAAAGUUUUACUCGUUCAAAGAA